AGCCUCAACAUCCUCCCACAGAUAAUGUCAGACCCCACGGAAACUAGUGGUGCCUCGCACAGCGAGCAAAUAUUAGAGGCAUCCAGAAGAAACAACACAGAGCUCUUAUUACAGAUCAAAUCUGACUUGAACAACGACCAGAUGAAGUUGUCUCAAUUGAUCAACUCCACCAAGGAAAUUAUAACCAACAACACUCCUUUGCAUUUGGCAUGUCAUCUCGGAAACUGGGAGUUCAUCGAUAUAGUUUUGGACAUUGAGGGGGUUGAAAUUGACCCCAAGAACAGGGCUGGUGAAACUCCGUUGCAUUUGGCCGUGAAGUACGCCAAUGAUGAACCUGAUCAUGGGUAUUACGUGGUGGAUAAUUUACUUGAUGCCGGAUCCGAUCCUAGAAUACUUGAUAGCUACAAGUUAAAACCUAUUAACUACGUCAAAGACAAUGCCAAUUUGACGGAGUUAUUAGAAGGAGCCGAGUAUGCAAUUUCUAUGGAAGGUCAGGGCCUCCAAGAGACUCAAGAAGGUGAUGAUGGGGAAGAAAGCGAUGGGCCUUCUGACUCUGAGUCUGAAUAAUUAGAACCCCCAUAACACAUAUAUUUAUAUAUACAUAUCUAUAACCAUUUAUCCCAAUAGAAAGUUAUCUUUGGUGGUGUCGACCCAGUUUUCCAAAAGCUGUUUUGCAUCUUUCUUCAAGAUGUUCCUAUCUGUUUGAGCUUCUUUUAGCUCUUGGUAUGUCUUUUGUUUUGGCUCAUAUACCAACAUGCUGUGUUUUACCAAUGCCUUAUUGCAAAGUGAGCUUUCGCCUCCGGGAUUUGGAGGCCGGUUCUUGAUGAAGCUACCAUUUUUAACUCCAUUGUUAAUGACUUGAGUCUCGUUUCGCCAGGCCAUGUGCACUAACGAAAGCGGUGAUGGAACAGCACCUUCAUGCUUUUCAUAUGGGUAAGCGUUCUUUACGUACACAAUUGUCUUGAGCUUCUUCCCGAUGGUUAUGGGAAACCUCUCGUCAAAGCAUCUUCUGAUAUCUGGUUCAUGGUACUUUGUUUUGUGAAGUACCAAAAAAUCAAGAUAAACUGGCUCAUAAAAUUGGCUGGUAAUACUAUUGUUUAGCCCCACCAACUGUUUGAGGCAGAUUUUGUCAGAGCAGGAUUUGCUAAGUGUUUUCACUGAGUCCAGCCUGCCAGGCUUUGUUCGUACAAUUCCCAACUGAUCAAAAUGGUUUCGUCCUCUUACCAUCUCAGUUUUAGUUUUACGUCU
This is a messenger RNA of Yamadazyma tenuis ATCC 10573, 1248 nucleotides long. RefSeq lists its product as uncharacterized. Gene Ontology annotation, cellular component: nucleus. Gene Ontology annotation, molecular function: transcription cis-regulatory region binding; protein binding. NCBI's taxonomy places the organism in Eukaryota, Fungi, Ascomycota, Pichiomycetes, Serinales, Debaryomycetaceae. Gene Ontology annotation, biological process: positive regulation of transcription by RNA polymerase II. The record is from RefSeq and is a predicted model, not a curated record.